Trichechus manatus latirostris (Florida manatee) is the source of this 633-nucleotide messenger RNA. Its product is annotated as dehydrogenase/reductase SDR family member 2, mitochondrial-like. The record is from RefSeq and is a predicted model, not a curated record. The transcript has 6 exons. Bases 1 to 633 code for a protein of 210 amino acids. Lineage: Eukaryota; Metazoa; Chordata; Mammalia; Sirenia; Trichechidae. Gene Ontology annotation, molecular function: carbonyl reductase (NADPH) activity.
AUGCUUGGGGCUGCAUUGUGGACCUUUGGGAGUCUUCUUCGAUCCUCAGUCUGUCUCUCAGUCAAAGUGUGCAGCAGUGAGGCAGACAGGAGCCGUGCCCUGGUGGACAAAAUGGCUGUGAUCACUGGGUCCACAGAGAGUCAGGCUCCCAGGAGGAGGGUGGGAGGGCUGAAACCGGCAAGUUCAUCUCCGCCGGCAGACCCUCGGUACAGUGGGGGUGUGGACUUCCUGGCGUGCAACGUGGAGGUCACCAUCCUGGUAGGGAGCACGCUGGGAGCCAGUGACCAGGUGUGGGACAAGAUUAUGCUCACUGACCUGCUUUCCCGAGGGGUGAAGGGGGACACCUACAGCUCCUCCCCACAGUCACUCUGGUCUCCAGGACUCCAGAUGCUGGGGAUCUACAAUACCAGCAAAACUCUCCUGCUGGGACUCAUCAAGUCCUUGGCUGUAGAGCUGGCACCAAAGGGCAUCUGGGUGAACUGUCUGUCACCAGCACUCAUCAAGAUGGACUUCAGCCAAGUGGGCAGGGAAGCCAGAGGACUGUAUGUGGAUUGUGUCCUUCCUGUGCUCUCCAGAUCCAGUAACAUCGUUGGGGAGAACAUCGUGGUGGCCUGUUUCUCCUUGAGGCUCUGA